UUCUUCUCAAGGAAGUCAACAGAGUGCAGACGUAUAAAAAAUAAAAUAAACUUCUAUAUACAACUGGAUAUCCAGCAGCUUACAAAAUAUACAAAAUACAAAUAAUACUUUAGCAUAUUAUUAUAACAUAAUAUACAUCACACUGACACACUGUGAAAUCGUAUUCUGUGGCAUUAAAUUUCCGUAUUUCCGUUAUUAACUGUUUCGAGCAAUAUAUCUGUCGUGGACUUAAAGGUUGUAAUCCGCAAGUUGUAACUUGCCUAUGUCGUUUGAGCGUUAUUUGCAUUUGUCGUUCAACGUUUCGUAGUGUAUUAUAACCGAACCGGCAAUCACCACGACGUCUGUUUAUUUACAAUUUGGCAGGAACUUGCUUGUUUUUAUUAUUAUUAUUAUUUUCGUGUGUGAAUCGUUAAUUCGUGACUCGUGAGUGCGCGUCGUUCGUGACCGAGGGCGGCGUCUGCGACGACGCACUAACGACAUAUCAUCAUCACAUUGGCACUGCGAUGGCCGCCGCUCGGGGUUAAUCAAAACUAUUCAAAACGACGCUAGUGCUGCAGCAGUGUGGUUCACUACAAUCACUGGAUUUUGAUUUUGGACUGUGGAACGUUUCUCACGGACAAACCUAGUAGACUUCGGUCAAUAGGGCAGACCAUUGGAAUAUACACUAUUGAUCGUCUCGGACGGCAUUAGUGUUGUAACUUGUAGUUGCGCGAGCCAUCUGAAUGGGAAUUUGAAGAUCAAAAUCCGGUACGAUGACGACCAACCCUCUGAAACGAUUACACGAACCCGAGGACGAAAACGUCGUCGCCGCUGCCUACUCGUCAGUCGAAACCGUUACAACCACAAUACUGGACUUGCCGACCGAAUUGAUUGAGUACAUUUGUUGUUGGGACUCGUUGAAAUUGAUUGACGUUUUCAACUUAGCUGUUUCGCAUUCCAAACUCAGUACCUGCUUGUUCCAUGAACGAAACUCUUGCCUCUGGAAAUCUAAAUUCAUACAAAAAUAUGGUCCAUUAGACAAUGAGGAGUAUGAAGUUGUUAUUGAUGAACAUCAUACUUGGAAGGAAGAAAUCAUAUUACGUAUGAGUUUGGAUAAAACUGUACCUGCUGAAAUUGUACAAAUGCCAUGCCGAUACAUGAAGUUUAAAACUGUUCCAUAUCAUAUGUAUCCGUUUAGUCAAUACUUGAACUCGGAAAAUGAAGGGCAUAGAUAUUAUGUUCUAUCAGCCAUUGCGGCUUAUUAUAAACAACUUCAGGCUAACGAAUGUCGUAAUGAAAAUUAUGAUCUAUUGUACAUGGCACAUCAAUUUCUCAUUUAUUCUUGCCAAGUCUAUUUUGGUUACAAGUUAAGACAUUUCUUAAGUCUACCAUCAGCAGAACAAAUUGUUGAACGAGGAUUUUACCUACUUGGACGUUGGUGGUGUCCUACUAUCAAUAUACCUUAUCGUGAUAUAAACAAAAGUUUGAACAACAUAGCUAUUGAUGUGUGUAAUCGCAUUCGUUCAGCUAACGCAGCUCAUCCUCUAUUCGACCAUAAAGACUAUUCGAAACAAUUGGUUGAACGUGGAAAAUUUAAUCUUGAUCAUGAUUUAUUUGAUGAAACCAGCACAAUGUUUAUACUUGAUAAUAUAAGACAAAUCAUAUUUUCUGAAGAUCAACUGGUUUGUUAUUGUAACCAUGACUUAAAUUGCUUUUUGUUGCAGCAGGUUAUUGAUCGAAGAAAAGGUUCUGUAUUUUUGUUAUGUGUGAUAUUUGAAUCAGUUGCUAGACGAUUAGGAGUAAAGGUCCGUUUAACAGCAACUUCUGUUCAUAAUUUUGUAUCGUGGACAUCUUCAUGGCCCGGAAAUAAACGUAAAAAUCCUACAUGCUACUUGGUAGAUAUUGCUGGCGGUGGUGUCAUGCGUAAAGCUACAGUUUGUCCAGUCUCAGGAAAAUUACCAGAACAUUAUAAUGGAAAUUCUAUACUUGAUUUGUUUUGGACAUUUAGCAAAACUGUGGAGCAACUUACUAUUGAAAAUAUGGCUACGUAUAAAUAUGUAUUGGAUUUCCAAAAACUUUUAAAACCUGAUGAUUCUGAAGUUGAAUUUAAAUGUCAAAAAUUCCAUCAGUAUUAUGACUAUUGUCGAUGUCCUUUGCUCAGAAAUCCAUCUAAUCCCUAUGCUCCUAACCAUGCAGAUGAGAAGAACAUUAUGUACACAGAUUGGGAAGAAAUUUUCCCCGCAGUACCUAAAAAACGUGGAGAGAUUCAUGAUCCAAAAUAUUCAAUUGGCAUGAUGAUUGAUACCAUUGCUAUGGGUAAUAGCUCCUGUUCAAGUAUCGUGACUAAACGUGGUGUGGUUGUGGGCUGGACAAGAGUUCCCAGUAACAACCCAUUGCCAAAUCCAACUGUAUACCAUGUGCUCAUCAGACCUGAUCAUUAUUUCAGUACAGCUAAAUAUCAAAACCCUGUUAUCAAGGCGAUAUGGGAAGGCAGAUAUGAAAAAUUGCAGAGACAACUGAAACCAUACGAUUACAAUUUCAAGAACAUUGGCAAAUUUUUCACACAUUACAGUCAUGAGUUGUGCGCUUUUGUACCCAUUGAUGAUUUGGCGCGACUUUAUCCCGAUGAUCUAUCAUACACUAUAAGUAAAUCAUUGAACAUUGACUGCAAGGUUAAACAGUUCACAGGUCCACACGUUGUUCCUAAGUAUUAAUUUUUUUUUUUUUUUACAAAUACUUUAAUAUAUUUUGUUUUUUCUCAUUAUUUAAACAGAACCUAAAUUAUAAAUUUUAAAUAUAUACCUAGCUAUUAGUGAACAAAACCUUUUUUGGUGGAAAAAUGUUAUAGGACUCUAAUUAAUGUACUUCAACCCUGUUUGUCAAGCACAUACUUUUUAUCCUCUACUAUCAAUGUUGCUUUACUGUGUCUACUAAACACAUGAAAAUGACAACAAUAUCCUACAUCAAUCCUAACUAUAAUUUAUAAGUAAUAAAUGUUUUAUUUUAUCCUAACUGAGAA
Melanaphis sacchari is the source of this 2998-nucleotide messenger RNA. RefSeq lists its product as uncharacterized. Lineage: Eukaryota; Metazoa; Arthropoda; Insecta; Hemiptera; Aphididae. The transcript is spliced from 9 exons. The record is from RefSeq and is a predicted model, not a curated record. The coding region runs from base 753 to 2693 and encodes 646 amino acids.